Molecule: messenger RNA, 523 nt
Organism: Phytophthora infestans T30-4
Lineage: Eukaryota; Oomycota; Peronosporomycetes; Peronosporales; Peronosporaceae
Exons: 2
Coding region: 1-249 (82 amino acids)
Biological process (GO): mitochondrial respiratory chain complex II assembly
Cellular component (GO): mitochondrion
Source: RefSeq, a predicted model, not a curated record
AUGACUCCCGUCAAGGUCCACUCGGGGCUGCAGCUGCAGGUGCUGGCGCUGUAUAAGAAGGCGCUACUAGCAGCCAAGCGCAAGGAUCAGGACACGCUGCGCUACGUGCGCGACCGCUUCCGCGAGGAUGUGGCGACGGUGGACCGCAAAGAUUUUGCUGUGAUCGAGUACAUGCUGCGUAAGGGCGAGCGCGACCUCAAGAUGCUGGAUAGAAUGAAGUCUGCGCACUUUACCAGCGUUUCGCACUAGAAGCAACGGCUAGAUUACCCCUGCAUUCAGUAUAUUGACAUCGGACAGGUUGUGGAGUUUACACUAGUGCAACAUGCGUGUCCGAGGGGCUACUGCAUCUGUCAGAAGUAAAGAAUGACGAAGUAAGGAAGUUGUUACAAUAGAGACGGCAAUGACAUACAUGAGUAUGGAACUGGCAGGCACAGUAGAGGGGUGAUUCUCGUCUACUCGAGUUGAGUGUCAGCUCAAUUACAGCUCUCGAGUGUCGGCAACAAUAUUACGAUGCCAAUCAUCA